GCGGCCCGCCCGGCACUCCCGCGGCCCGGCGCUGAAGAUGGCGGAGGGCGGUGCGGCGCCCCCGUCCUGCGCUUCCUCCUCCUCCUCCUCCUUGAAGGGGCUGCGGGAGCAGAUGGUUGCUGCAGCCCAAGCCAUAGCAGAAGAAAGAAGAAGCCAAAGUGGCAUUAGCCCUCUUACAGUCCAGACCUCAAUAAAGACAGCAACUAAACCAGUGAUAGAUGGUUCCAUGCUAAGAACAGAAGAAAGGCAAAGACUGGCCAGGGAGCGUAGAGAAGAGCGGGAAAAGCAACAUGCUGCCAAAGAGACACAAAUCCUUGAAAAGGAGAGAAAAGCAAAACUCCAGUAUGAAAAACAGCUAGAAGAAAGGCAGAGAAAGCUAAAAGAAAUGAAGCAAAAAGAGGAGCAACGGAGGGCAGCAGUAGAAGAAAAGAGGAAACAAAAAAUAGAGGAGGAAAAGGAGCGCUAUGAAGCAGUUCUGCAUCGCACCUUGGAACGGAGUCAGCGGCUGGAAACGCGACAGAAGAGAUGGUCAUGGGGGGGCUCUGUAACUCCAGACUCAGAAGGCAAAACAGAACAACAGAGCACAGAUGAAGGUGGAACUGGUGCCAGCAAACGCUCGCCCUCCACAGCCAACCUCAAACAGGCAGAGGCUGCUGUGAGCAAAUGCCUGUCGUCCUCUGGAGCUCUUUCAAAUGCCUCAGAUCGAAGUACCACAAAGAGAAGUGCCUCAUUAAACAGACUGAAUAACAAAGUCCCUCCACAUUCCCCGCAGGCAGCACCCAAAGGUUCGCAGGUGGAACAGAAAGGAGGAACAGAAAAGAAGAGGAGCACAUCUUUGAGUAGAAUGAGUAGUAAACCCCAGUCCUCUCCAGAUCUAGAAAAAGUGAAAAAGGAAGAAAAACCAGCUCGUCGCUCCCAGCUCAGUCCCCUGGACAGUAGCGUAAUCAGCCGCCUCCUGGCCCCCACACAGGCCUCCCUAGCUAGGAGUAAAAGUGCUGCUACCUUGUCUGCUGAUGGACAGGACCCCUCAGCUUCAGCCAGUUCCAUCAAUUCCCCAGUCCCAGCUCCUAAAGUGCCGGUGCGCAGCCGCAGCAUCGACAGGUUGAAGUCCUCUGUGUCUUCAUCUGAUGCAAGUUCACCUGAUUCAACCCAGAAAUCAGAGACAGAAAAACCAUCCCCAGGUUCUGGUGUGAGGCGCCCUCCCUCACCAUCCGUGUCUGCCCGUAGAAGAUCCCCCUCUCCUGCUAAUUUGGUGAAGCGUCCUCCGUCUCCUUCUGCAGUGAGACAGAAGACUCGCCCACCUUCACCUGGUGUGUCAAAACAAAGGCCACCAUCUCCUACUCCAGUCUCUAAAUCAGCACCCAUCCAGCGUCCAUCUCUCACACCAGGUGUUAUAAACAUUACCAAAAAGAAAACUGAAGCAGAGAGCAAACCAAAGGAUAAGAGCACAGAAGGAAUAGGACAAGAACAAGGUGCUUCCCCAGCCUUGGAGAGGGAUGCAGGAGCAGCUAGCACAAAGACCAAAGAAGAAUCAGGUAGCAAAACAGUAGCAGGGACCACCACAGCUGAAGAAGCUGCUAAAAUCUUGACAGAGAAGCGACGUCUGGCACGGGAGCAAAGAGAGCGUGAAGACCAAGAAAGAAUUCAGAGACAAGAAGAAGAAAGAAUCAGAGAAGAAGAAAUGGCCGGGAGAGCAGCUGAGGAGAAAGCACGAAGGGAGGAGGAGCUCAGGAAGCAGGAGGAGGAAAAGAGACUGACUUACGAAGAGCAGCAAAGACAAGCUGAGGAGGAGAGGAUCCGCCGGGAGCAGGAAGAGCAGGAAAAACUGGCAGAGCUUCAACAGCAGAGAGAAGAAGCUGAAGCAAAAGCUCAAGAAGAGGCUGAAAGACAGCGACUGGAAAGAGAGAGGAUUAUGCAGCAAAAUAUGCAGGAAAGGCUUGAAAGAAAAAAGAGAAUUGAAGAAAUAAUGAAAAGAACACGAAAAUCGGAUCAGAACGAAUCCAAGUUGCAGAAUGAAGGGAAGUCUGCCUCAGAGGUGAUGGAGGGAGAGGAUAUUGAAGAGGAGGAAGAGUUGGGUCUUGAGAAGACUGAUCAGCCAGGAAAGUUAAAUGGUGUUGGCUUGCUCCAGGAAGUCAAGGGGGAGGCAGAGGAUUGUUUGGAGACUGCACAAAGCAUGAUCUCUGCAGAAUCUGAGGCUCAAGAUGAGUCAGAGUUGAAGGCCAGUGAAGUGUUCAUGAAUGGAAGUGACUUGAAAAGUGAUGAGGGGUCUGUUACUGACCUAAAGGAUUCCAGUCAUCCUGCGAAAGAAAUGGUUUUUGAUGACUCGGGGAAGUUGGGUGUUCAUGAAGCUGAUCAUACAAUUGGACUUAUUCAGAAUCUCAAUGGAAAAUCUGGUUCAUGGACUUUUGAGGAGUUCAUUGAUGUUGGAGUACAUUCCAAGUCAACCAAACUGAGCUCGGACAGCAUCUCUGCUGGUAACUGUAAUCAAAACUUGAAUGAUGCUGCUACAAUACCUUCUAGUCCCAAAUUGGCUUUUGAGGAAGAUGGUGCAGUGAAUUCAUUGACCAAACCUAUAGAUGCUUCAUCAGGUAAUCCAAGCUGACUUCCCUCUCUCUCUUCCCCUGGCUAGGCAAUUCACUUCCUUGCGUUUUGCUCUCCUUGCCUUAACUACAGCUUCUUAUUUUCAAGGCACUUUUUCCAAUGUGUAGACUGGAGGGAAGGCUCUUUAGUGCUUUUAACUUGAGUUCUGUCAAAAGGAGUCACCAACUGAUGCCUUUCUAGGGACUUGAUAAGGCCCAACAUUAAGGCUCUUCCAAAGACACAGCUGAGCCCUUGUGAAGUUACAGCAGUGAAGCUCCUAUGUUGUACUUUAAGGUUUUUCUAAGAUAUGUAAAUGGCACACGUUGCUUUUGAAGAUACAAAAUAAUUUGGAAGGUGUCUGAUGUAACUCUACUCUGUUCUGGUUUUGAUGCUGACCUGCAUGGUCUUACAAGGUCUCUUCAGACUCUUAGCAGUGUGUUAGCUGUCCUCUGUAUUUACUGUAGAACAGUCUUUCAUUUCACUGAGGCAAGUAACACCAACCUGAAAUUCCACAGAUGGUUGUGUUACAUUUUGGGAGGAGUAAUAAAGCUGUACACACACCAAACACUCUGAAUUUUCUGAAAGAGGCAGGACUGCAUCUCAAGCCACACAUUCUUGAGAAGCCAAGCCCUGAUGCAGUACAGUGCAUAGUGUGUCAGAGAAGCUUCAGGAAGCCAGUUCAUGUAAGACUGGACUUCUCUGGUGUUGGAGCCAAACCCCAAAGGGCUGUUUUCACAGGAGAUCUCUUUCUAUGGGAUAAAUGACUGUGUGAUCAGUUUAAGUGAAUGCUAGUGGAAAAACAAGCCUUGCUGUCCACAUUUCCUUCCAGUGAUGUGUAGCACUUUCUUUGAUUAAAGUGUAGCACUUUUCUAGACUGAACUGUUUCCCGAGUCUCCUCUGUCACUCUGCGUCUUGUGAAUUUUAAUUCCAUGGGCACACCCUGAUGGAGGCUUCCCUUGAGGCCACAGACUGGGCCAUGGGAAUAGACAAAUUUAUUGUGGUUCUGCUGAUCACUUUUUGUUGUGAUCAGACUCAUUAACUUUUAGUGAAGGAAGUGUGGCCUUUUAAUUUUGAACUUGAAAAUUUUUAGACAUAAUACAGUUUAAGAAUUCUGUACAUGACUUUGAAAACUAAUAUUCCUGUAAAAAGAAAGAAAACCUACCGUGCUGAUUUUGGACUGAGAGUGACCAAGUGGUUCUGUGCUCACUCCUGGAUGUAGACUGACAGUGAUGAUGGAUGCAUGUGGCAUACACACAGUUAUGAUGGUUAAAUGUUUUCUUCUCUUUGCUCUUUGGACAGAACUGUGAACACUAGAGACCUGGAAAUAAUCUGAUUGCACUUCAGUAAUCCAGUGUUUUCUCAAGUACCGAAGGCCUUGUUUUGAAAAGCUGCUUGUUUACCUUUAUCCAUCUUCAAGUUUGCAAAAAACACCAGGGGAGGGAUGACAAACUUAAUUUGCACCUUGAAACAUUUCAGGGAAACUGUUGUGCUAAUGUUCUUUUUUUCGUUCGUUUAGCUAAUUGUUAGGUAAGGUUUCCUAGUUCAAAUAUUCCUUGUUUCCCCUUUGCAGACUUUAUAGUAACCUGAUUGAGUCUUUUUCUUUUCUUUUUUCAUAUCAGUAUCAUGUAGAAUGUGCCCCUGGAGGCUCCCCACUUAGCUGCAGACUUUGCAUAUUUCUAAAAUGAUCUUGAUGAAUUAAAAGACUCACUCAGUUUAUGUUAAAGCUGAACUCCCUUUUUAAUGUCUAGAAAAAUGUUUUUGCUUGUUGGUUCAUGUGCUAUUUAAAAAUGCAAAAUUGAGUAUCUUCAGUUUCAAAUGGAGAAGAAAAAUUCCUUAUUAUCUAACGUGAAAAUAUUGGCAGUUUGAAAAUGCAAGUGUUGUACCAUCACUAAUAUGUUUUAAACUAUUGGCAAACAUCAAAACAUUUUUCAGCAUGUGCUCUAAUAUAUUACAAAAAUGUUAAGUCCCUAGAUUUGUCUGUCGGUGUAGUUUAAGGUGUCAGGCUUUUAAAAAUGUUUUCCUUUUGAAUUACUUAUUUAUCUACACGUAUGGAAGUAUUAUUUUAUUGUGUACAUAACAGUAUUAGACCAUUGAAGUCAUGUUUUGUUCUUGUUAAUUAUUCUGAGUGUUCCAGUUCCAGCUCUAUAACAGUGGCUGCAAGCUGCAUAUAUAUUUCCCUUCCCCUAAAGCCUGCAUUAAAUAAUCUAUUUAACCUGAACUUGCCUGCUUUUUUCAGCAUGAAGAGAUUAACGAAGCAUCUUCUGACAAUUGCUACUAAAAGUAAUAAUGCAGCCUUGUUCUGAUGUCUCCUGUACCAGAUAGACUGGAUAGGUGGUUACUUUAAAGAGUAGCUGUCUCAAAACCUGCUACACCCCAUUGGCUGAUCCCUCAAUUCCAGUGGUGCAUCAGCAGCAGCUGUGUUUGCAGUGGGUUUGCUGGAACUCCACCUCUUCUCUCCUGGACACCUCAGAUGCAACAGGAGCCCUCAGCCUUCUCCCUCUUGCUGUUCAGAAAUACUGUAGAACUGUUUUAGACUUUAGAGCAGUGCCUUAGGUAAAAGGAAAACUGUAUUUUUGUAUGAUAACUGUUUGUUCUGGCAGAGACAAUCAUUCUAACAAAGAUGCCGAUAUUUUUUCUGUGCUGAGAUUUGUUGGAUGAUCUGAUCCAGCCCUGUGUAAAUACGUGCGCACAGUUCAAUAAACUUUGCAGUUGAACAAUG
Catharus ustulatus (Swainson's thrush) is the source of this 5299-nucleotide messenger RNA. It is a transcript of the gene MAP7D3, whose product is annotated as MAP7 domain containing 3. Gene Ontology annotation, cellular component: microtubule cytoskeleton. Lineage: Eukaryota; Metazoa; Chordata; Aves; Passeriformes; Turdidae. The coding region runs from base 38 to 2602 and encodes 854 amino acids. The transcript has 20 exons. The record is from RefSeq and is a predicted model, not a curated record. Gene Ontology annotation, biological process: microtubule cytoskeleton organization.